CAAUGCUGGGUGAUUACUAUUCUAAGAAGAUGUCUGGUUACGGAGACACUGGCGUGCAGAGCUACAUGGAGAAGAGACUGACGGAUCUUCACUAUGCCAGUGUCGACUCUGUCAAAACUGUUAAAGACAAAGUCUUGGCUUUCUUCAUGGGAGUGUUCCUCGUCGUAAUUCUGCCAUAUCUACAUCUCGGAGUGUUUUACCUGAUGAUAUGGGUGCCGGACAAACCUGAGAUAGACAGGAAAAGUUGCAGCUGUAACUGCUUCGACACAGUCUUCAGAGGUCGCUAUGAGAACCCCGGGAAAACUCCAUACAAGCACAUCUACUUCAACUCCACGAAAACCUCCCUGAAGGUGUGGAUCUUCACCGUGUUCUUUGUACUGAUGGGAUACGAGAGCGUUAAGUACUUAGUGCCGCUCGUGCGGAGGGGAGUGGUUCGUCGCAGCAUGCUUGCGCUGUACCUGGUCAACCUCUACCCACAAUACUACUCGUGGUGGUCCUACUUCAACUACUACAACGAGGAGUUCUUCAACUACUACUACCAUCACAUGUUCUUCACGCUGACAGAGAUUGCCGCAACCUGCAUGGUGCUCAACCUGUGCGACCUCCGUAACGAGAUUAACUCGUGGAAGAUCCUCUUCAUCGUCACUAUUAACGCCGUUCACAUCCUGGUGGCGAGUAUGGAUCAAUUCUUGGUCCACGUUUUCCUGGGCCUGGGGAAGAAUUUUCAGAGUACGCGUGAUAUAGGACUCAUGGUGCCUGACCUGCUACACAUCAUCAUUCCUGUGUACGUCCUACAUCAACAUGCCAGAAAAAAGGAACUGACGUUUUUUCAGAUGUGCACAAGAGAGGAGAUAGGAAUUUUCUUCGUGUUUGUGACUCUUGGAGUGAUUAUUGGACGAUUUGUAUAGGAUUUUAUCGAGUCGCUGAAGACAAGUGAUUGUUGGAGAGACAAAGAGUAAACCUUUGUAUUAUCAGUAUCAGGAAGCCAGCAUAAGCUGAAGCAGAAGCACAGCCGGUUUCUGGUAAAUUGAGUGGCCUGGCAUCAACCUGUGGAUGGUCGUGGGUACCCCCCAGGCUCUGCCCGAUUUCCUCCAUUUCAACCAUAAUGUUGGCGGAUGUCGUUUUAGUGAAAUAUUCUUGAGUACAGCGUAAAACGCCAAUCAGAUAAAUAAAUAACUCAUAUGUUUGUCUGAUAAGAAAUGAAUCAAACUUGACAAGAAGUCCUAAGUGGAUCUGUAGGUGAGUGAAUCAUUCAGAAUUAGGCAAAUGGUGUCUCUUGUAAAAUGUUAAACUUCAGCUGGUAAGUUUGGGGUGAAAACUCCAAAAAUAAAAAUAAUUUAGGAUUUAUUACUGAGGCAAUGACACCAAGAAAGCUGAUAGAGAGUAAACAGGCCAAUAUAGAUGUAUUCCAAGCAAAAAGGCAGCCAAAGUCAGUAAUCCUUAAAACAUAAAAGACCAGGCCAUCAUAAAAAAUAUUGUGGUUGGGUGUAGCCUCGAUAACCAUCCCCAAAAGGGUCCUACACUAAAUUUUG
Liolophura sinensis is the source of this 1532-nucleotide messenger RNA. RefSeq lists its product as uncharacterized. The transcript has 3 exons. NCBI's taxonomy places the organism in Eukaryota, Metazoa, Mollusca, Polyplacophora, Chitonida, Chitonidae. The record is from RefSeq and is a predicted model, not a curated record. The coding region runs from base 3 to 908 and encodes 301 amino acids.